GGGCAACUCAGAAAAAAUGGCAGCCGCUUGCAACGUUGUCCAAGAAACAGAAGAAUCUGGUGAAGUUAAUGCGGAGUUAAUAGAAGCACACAUUGUUGCCCAGGCAAUCACAGAAUUGCAGGAAAUACAGGCACCAGCUACACAGAGUGUGAGUGCAGGAGCAGAGGAUGUUGUGUUGACAAGUGAAGUACAAACAGAAGGUGAAAUCCAGAGUGUUCCAGGACAAACACAUGUUAUUUAUUACAUUGAGGAUGGAGCUAUUGCAAGGACAGAAGACCGUACCUUGGUCGACUCGUCUGUACAAGCCAAUGACUAUGAAAUUGAAAGAAGAUCUGGCAAACUGCCAGCAAGAAAGAGAGUUAUACCAGUCAAGUUCAGGGAUUACAAGAAUAAUUCUAAUGAUGAAGACAGUGACUCGGAUUAUGAUCCUCAUGAAUACUUGAGUUCACGGGCGGUUAAAAAGCCAAGGAUCACAAGACCAGAGACUUCUGUUUCAUCAGAAAGAAGUAUAAAGACUAAAGUUGAUGGGAUAAGGAGAGUGGGACGUCCAAGGAAAAACUUUUUUCCAUCUCAUACAGAAAGUCCACUAUUUCAUGAUGAGGUUAUUUCAAAUGAAGUGGAGAAAAUGUACCAACAAGCUCUCCAGUUGACUCAGAAUGAAUUGUCAGCAAACCAUGCUGUUGCACAAGUAGAAAAUGGAGAUACUUCAGAACUUGGGAGCAGUGAAGACAACAGAGAAAAUGUUACAAAUAGUGAAACUACACAUGAUAAUAUGGAUGAAGAUGGGACACAAGUUGAGCAUAUAAAAAUGGAACCAGGCAGUGAGGAAGGACAGUCUACGAAUACUGGACAAAGCCACAGAAUGACAACAAGGGGAAAGAGAGUACCAGUCUAUGAUGGGGACUUAUUAGAGGGAGGUAAUCAAGGUGUUUUAUUAGGACGUGGACGUGGCCGACCUCGUAUGUCUCAACUUCCUUUCUACAAAUGUGCAGAGUGUGGCAAAACAUUCAAACAAAAAGGAAAUUUAAAGACACAUAUACGUUUACAUAUAGCAGGGACUCCCUACCAUUGUCCUGAAGAGGGUUGUGAUAAGUCAUACAGGUCUAAUGAAAGUUUGAGACGCCAUCUUCUCACACAUCAAGGGAUCAAACCAUUUCAGUGUGAUAUAUGUGAGCAGAGGUUUUCCAGCAAUGUUGCUCUGACUGAGCACCGCUCACGCCACCUUGAUGAGCGACCAUAUCAGUGUCCACAUUGCCAGAAGUGUUUCCGUCAGAUUUCAUGUUUCAGACGGCAUGUUGUGAUUCACACUGGUGACCUGCCAUACAGUUGUACAAUCUGCCAGAAGAGAUUUGCUCAGACAGCAUACCUCAAAUCUCACAUGAAAGUCCAUACAGGAGAGAAACCCUUCCAGUGUACAGUGUGUUUUAAAAGGUUUGCUCACCAGUCAGAUGUGAAGAGACAUAGUACCACUCAUACAGGUGAGAAGCGCUACUCAUGCAGUAAGUGUCAGGCUAAGUUCAGUGAUGUUUCUAGUAAAAAUCGGCAUGAGAGAGAACAUGAAAACAAUAAGAGAUAUACAUGUACCUUGUGUAAUGACACAUUUAAACGUCCAGGCCAGUUACGGUCUCAUCUUACUAAAAAACAUUCUCUUGCUUUUGCUAUGACAAUUGAGAAAGACCCUGGUAGUGGAGUGUUUUCUUUCAAAAGCGUUAAAGUCGGAGAUGACUCGGAGUCCAAUUCUAACAAUUUGUCACAACAGAGAAUUGUUACACUUAUCAAAAAUCUUCAUUCUAAAGCCAUACCAAAUGAAGGGAUUAUUGAAAAUGCACAGUUAAAUGUACCCGAAAUAGUUAAUCAGCCAGCUGAGAUUGCUAUAUCUGCAGACAAUAUAACAGACAUUAGUCAGUUAGAGAAGGAGGUCGAUGCCAGUAUAAUAGAAGGGGAUAUACAAGUUCCAAUUGAACUUCAGGGUGUUGAGAUUCAAGGAGAUGGUAAUGGACAGACGUUUAUAGCUAUCACUGACUUGGCAGAGUCUCUCAGUGCUGAGGACAAGGACAUGGUUGGCGAACAGAUGAGAUACAGAGUGAUGUAUGAAAUAGAUGAGAAUGGUGAACAAAAACAAAUACUGGUUCCCUUUAAUCCACUGGAGGAGGAGGAGAACAUACAACUAGAAUAUAGCACUGAAUCCACGGUUCCAAGCUGUGUUUCUGAAGUGACUGCUGCAACAGAAACAAUUAUAGAAACAGUUAAUUCAAUCCCAGAAACCCCUGUACAAGAUGGCAACAGUGAUGAUCCAGUGAUUCACACCGAGAUAUUUACAGAAAAUGACCUUGAACAAAAGGUUAAUGAAAUAGAAAGAACUGAAGAUACAGAGGUUGAAACAAAUGGAGAUGAGGAUUCCAAACAAGAUGUACCAGUGUCAGUAGCUAGUGGCAUAGAUUAUGUUAAUAGUCCAGAUUUUUCUAAGCAGGAGUACUAUAAUUGGUUGACUAAUUUCACUGAGUUUUGUAAAGUAGUCCCUAUGCCACUAGAUGUAUCACUGUUUCAGAAAAUUUCUCAGGUACAUAAAACUCUUUCUGAUGUAAUGGCAACUCCUUGUGGGGUUGUUGCGGAUAAAGAAAAUUUCCGAGUAUUAAUGAAUAUAUCUAAAGAAUUAAGUACAAUCAUAAAUGAGCAUUUAGUGUAUGUACUUGAUAACUUGAAUAGUGGGGAAAAACAAAUUGUAGCAGAAAAUGAAUAGAUUAAGCAAUAUUGCAUGCAUCUAAAACUGAAGGUUACAGUAGAACUGAAAUAUACCAUGCGUUGUGACUUUUGUCGUAACGUUUUUUUAGCUCAACUAUUCAUAGAAUAGUAGAGCUAUUGGACUCGCCCAUGCGUUGGUGUCCGCGUCGGAUUCGGCGUUCGUGUCCCGAUUUGGUUAAGUUUUUGUAUGUAAGCUGGUAUCUCAGCAACCACUUGUGGGAAUGGAUUGAAACUUCACACACUUAUUCACUGUGAUAAACUGACUUACAUUGCACAGGUUCCAUAACUCUAUUUUGCUUUUUUUUUUUUUUUUACAAAAUUAUGCCCCUUUUUUGACUUAGAGAUUUUUGGUUAAGGUUUUGUAUGUAAGCUGGUAUCUCAGUAACCACUUGUGGGAAUGGAUUGAAACUUCACACACUUAUUCACUGUGAUAAACUGACUUACAUUGCACAGGUUCCAUAACUCUAUUUUGCUUUUUUUUUUUUUUUACAAAAUUAUGCCCCUUUUUUGACUUAGAAAUUUUUGGUUAAGGUUUUGUAUGUAAGCUAGUAUCUCAGUAACCACUUGUGGGAAUGGAUUGAAACUUCACACACUUAUUCACUGUGAUAAACUGACUUACAUUGCACAGGUUCCAUAACUCAGUUUUGCUUUUUACAAAAUUAUGCCCCUUUUUUGACUUAGAAAUUUUUGGUCAAGGUUUUGUAUGUAAGCUGGUAUCUCAGUAUCCACUAAUUGGAAAGGAUUGAAACUUCACACACUUGUUCACUGUCAUGAUAUGACAUGCAGUGCAAAGGGUCAAUAACUCAACUUCGCAUUUUACAAAAUUAUGCACCUUUUUAAACUUUUGGGUUUUGGGUUAAAUUCUUAUAUGUAAGCUGGUAUCUCAGUACCCUCCAGUGGGAAUGGAUUGAAACUUCACACACUUGUUCACUGUCAUGAGCUGAUAAGCACUAUGCAGGUUCCAUAACCCUAUUUUGCUUUUUUUAAAUUAUGCCCCUUUUUCGACUCGUAUUCAUUCAAUCGACAAGGCUGUUGAAUAGUCAAGCGUUGCUGUCCUCCGACAGCUCUUGUUUUUGAUAAUACUCAUUUGAGAGAUUUUGAGCAUUUAACAAAUACGUUUUAAUACAUUCAAUUUAUUAUAAGUUCCGCUUAAUAACCAGUCUGCAGUCUGAAAAUUCAACUGUUGUGUUAAUAAUUUUUUUUAAAGAGCCAAACAUUUUUGUAGUAUUUCAGUUCUUACAUUACAAACGAUGCAGUUUGUCUGCUAUUUCAUUGUAUACCAUCCUGCCUAAAUGUGCUUUUUUAACUCCCUGAAAUGUGCAUGCAAUAUUUCUUGUUUUGCAAAUCGUGCAUGCCAACUAAGAAGCAGGUAUAAUAAAUGGAGCAGGUCAGCCAGUUAGUGGUGAUAAACUGUCAAACCUAAUUUGACGACACAUUACAUGAAAUGGAUGAUGAUACCUGGUAUCAGAGUGUCUGAAAUAAUCAUAAUUUGAUUUAUUUAUUUAUGUGCAAUUAUUUAUUUUACAUAAUGAGAAACAGUGGUACCAAACAGUUUUAUCAGCAAAUGUACAGAUUAAUAAAUAUGCAGCUAAUGGUAAUUGUGAUAGCUAUGUAUUAAAACUGUCUUAAGAGAAUUCUAAUCUAAAUAUUUAGAAACAAACCUUUAAUAAUGUUUAACAGCAUGUUUUGAAACAGUUAUUUUACAGUAGUAAGAUUUUUGUUACUAAAUAAAAUCCUGUACACAUUAACUCAACUACUAAUUUCUUUGAGAAAACCUUCGGUAUACCACCUGCCUUUCUUCAAGGAUGGAUAUAACUCUAGGUAGGGUCUCUGUAAUAAGACAUUUUUUUCCAAGUCACCUAAGAUGUCUCAACUGCAAAACUUUGCUGUACUAGUAACUCCUGACCAGAUGUUUCAUUUCUCAUGCUAAUUGCAGAGUUGAUUAUAAUUUAGCAGUAAGUCAUGUGUUAUUGCAAAUUGCAUGCAUGCACCUUUUGUCAUAAGAACAACUUGUUGUUUUCAUUUGGCUGAAAAGAAAUUCUGCAAACCUGAAAAAUGUCAAAACAUUCAGGGCCCUCCGUAUAUUAUUUUGGAAAUGGGACCAGAAGCCUGUGUGGGAGGGUGUGAAGGUGAAGGGUAGAAAGAUGGAAUGGGGCUGAAUUUCUGCAUCCAAAGUGGACAAAUGAGGGCAUUUACAUGCAUCAAAAUUCAAAAUCUGAUAUCCUUGAUACAAAGCUGUUGGACUGAGACUCAGAGUUAAUUAUUUAUGAAAGACAGUCUCAUAGGAGAUUUUCACCGUGUACAGCACCAGUACAUGCUUUUGUCAUUUUCACUGAAACAAUCUGUUGCGAAACAAAAGUAAUUUCAUUCACAACUGGCAAGUACAUUUUGUGAUCAGCCUGCCUGCUUAGCUCAGUAGGGAGAGCGUUGGUCUAAGGAUCGCGGGGUCGUGAGUUCAAUCCCUGGGCGGGGCGUAUGUUCUCCGUGACGAUUUGAUGAAAGACAUUGUGUCUGAAAUCAUUCGUCCUCCACCUCUGAUAAUUCAUGUGGGGAAGUUAGCAGUUACUUGCGGAGAACAGGUUUGUACUGGUACAGAAUCCAGGAACACUGGUUAGGUUAACUGCCUGCUGUUACAUGACUAAAAUACUGUUGAAAAACGGCGUUAAACCCAAAACAAACAAACUAAAACAUUUUGUGAUCACCCUGUGUCCAUCUUGGUCCGUCUUGUGUCAUCAACAGGACUUUUAAGUCUAGAGGUCACAGUUUUAGCCAAAUCUUAAUGAAACUUGGUAUGAAUAUUACGCUUAAUAAAUUCUUGGGUGAAUUUGUUACAAGGUCAUCUGGGCUGAAAAACUAGAUCACCAGGCAGUAAAUAGGAAAACUUUGUUAACACGCUAUAGGCCACAUUUUCUACCUCACAGUUACGAAACUUUGUCAGAAUGUAUAUCCCUGUGAAAUCUUUGACAAGUUUAAAAACUGGGUUACCUGAGAUCAAAAAAAAAGGUCCCUAGAUUAAAUCACAGAAAAACUUUGAUAACACUCUAGGAAGAGGGAGAAGAUAAAAUAUUACUCUUUUAGAAAGAUAUUAGUAUGGAUGUUUUUCUCACUGCCUCUUAGAUAUGAGCUAGCAUAUUUUAAUUUAUUAGGCAUAUCUGUUGUGAAAAUUGUAGAAUGUAAGUAUCUUCACCUUGUUGUGUAGCAGAAAAUUCCAUGCUUUAUGAAAUGAGAAGACUAAUCAUUGUGUGAAGAUUUAUGUUUCUGGACUACGUGUGUGUUAUACCAGUUGUUCUGCAAUAAACAGGCAACAAUUGUUAA
This is a messenger RNA of Mercenaria mercenaria, 6057 nucleotides long. Its product is annotated as zinc finger and BTB domain-containing protein 24-like. Lineage: Eukaryota; Metazoa; Mollusca; Bivalvia; Venerida; Veneridae. Gene Ontology annotation, molecular function: DNA-binding transcription factor activity, RNA polymerase II-specific; RNA polymerase II cis-regulatory region sequence-specific DNA binding. The record is from RefSeq and is a predicted model, not a curated record. Bases 17 to 2740 code for a protein of 907 amino acids. Gene Ontology annotation, cellular component: nucleus. Gene Ontology annotation, biological process: regulation of transcription by RNA polymerase II. The transcript is spliced from 12 exons.